Molecule: messenger RNA, 884 nt
Organism: Hydractinia symbiolongicarpus
Lineage: Eukaryota; Metazoa; Cnidaria; Hydrozoa; Anthoathecata; Hydractiniidae
Product: N-lysine methyltransferase KMT5A-A-like
Exons: 7
Coding region: 303-884 (193 amino acids)
Molecular function (GO): protein binding
Source: RefSeq, a predicted model, not a curated record
GGUUCUGUGUCCUAAAACAGCUGAAAAAAACUAAGAAACUAUGACUUUAUACUAUAUAGUAAUAGAGUUUUCAAUAAAGCAAAAGGAUGUUUUAUUGUCUUUUGGACAUUAUGUCAUGGUCGAAUGUGCAUAUACUUUCUAUUGUUAUCCUUGUAUGAGUAGCUUAACUUCUAUCACUCCAAAACUUUGUAAUGUUGUUAUAUAUAUAAUAUUAAUUGACAUUCUGGUUAUUAUUGUAUGUCGCAAUAUCAUCUUAUAUUUCUGAUUAUAGAAGUCAAAAGAAAUUAUAGAUUAAAAUAUACAUGACAACAAUUAUAAAGGAGGUAAUGGAUAGAAAACUGAGAGACAAGGGAAGAAAUAAACCCAGCCUCAGUAAUCUUCUUUGCAAAGGCGAUGAUAUUUCCAAAUUUCAAGUUCUAAAGAUCAAUGAGGAGAUAGGUUUUGGAGUGUUUGCUCUAACAGAUUUUUCCAUGGGAGAGUUCUUGAUGGAGUACAGAGGAAAUUGGAUUAGUCAAUGUGAUGUUCUUACUUUGCAAAGAAAGUAUGAAAACGAAAAUAUAGGAAGUUACAUUUAUUUUGACGUUGUUGAUAUUUUUGGAAAAAAAAAGUGUAUUGAUGCAACUAAUGUGGAUGGCAUUGGUAAACUUGUCAACGAUUCUCCAUCACGAUUGGCCAAUUCCAAAAUGCGCAGAGUGAUUGUAGGCAAUAGUGUUCACCUUUGUCUUUUUGCUACACGUCAUAUUACCGCUGGCACUGAAGUUAGAUAUGACUAUGGUGAGGAUCGUGCACAAUUACCUUGGCGUAAAGAGAAAUGGAAAUGUCAUCCUUUAAAAAGCAAAGAUGUUUCUGUAAGUUAUUUUGAAAUAAUGAGUUCUAUGUUUUAA